AUGGUGGCUAGGAAUAUUUUUGUAUACCUCUUCUCAGCUGUGCAGUAUACAAUUUAUUUGAAAACAUUGUUGAAACAAGCAUUAUAUGACUGCAGCCUCGUUAGAAAUGCCUUAACUUUUGCAGUCUUUUGUCUUUUUGUCACCCAGUUACAUUUUCGAACUUCUGGUCAAAGUACGAAAUCACUCGAGAAAGUGAUUUCAUUGUCCGUUGCAAAUCAAAUUGGUGGUGCAAUACAAAGACAGUUUGCAGACGCCUUGAAAGUUCAUGUUCAACAGCCAGCGAAUGACGGUUGGAAGAGGAAGCAACUUGAUGUUUGGUCAACCAGCAAAGCAGCUGGUGACGACAAAGGCUAUUCUCUGCUAGUUGGGCUAUUCCCUAUAGUUAUGCUGAUCGGAUUCAUAUCUUUACAAUUACGUGUGGCUCCAGGAAAUCUGAUCAGAACUUUUCAUGCUACAGCGAUAUACCAGUGGAACUUCAAAAUCUACAUGUCAUUAAGAAACAUCAGAUAUUUGUUGGAAUCCUCAAAAGUUCUAAACUCUUCGUACAAAAACAGGAACAACGUGAACUACUUGACAAAAAUGGGGAUUGCAAUAGAGUUUUGGUCUAUGGAACCGAGUUGAGACACAAAAAACUAUUUUUGUUGAGCCACGACGAAAAAACGAAUUUACAGAGGCAAUGGAAGGAUUUUAUGAAAACGUUCGCAACCCAGAGAACAAGGGUGCUGUUUCUUGUCGUUUGCCAAAGAAAGGUCAGCAAAACCGGGAAACGAAGAUUUAACUGUUGAAAUUGACGUUUUCUAUUGAUUUUUGUUUGAGACCGAAAGUAUGUGUGCCAGGAUCAGGUGACCAGCUGUGCAUUCACCCCAGGUUCUUGAACAAGAAAC
Molecule: messenger RNA, 884 nt
Organism: Dendronephthya gigantea
Lineage: Eukaryota; Metazoa; Cnidaria; Anthozoa; Malacalcyonacea; Nephtheidae
Exons: 9
Coding region: 1-621 (206 amino acids)
Source: RefSeq, a predicted model, not a curated record